This is a messenger RNA of Impatiens glandulifera, 917 nucleotides long. RefSeq names its product ADP-ribosylation factor-like. The transcript has 7 exons. Gene Ontology annotation, biological process: vesicle-mediated transport; intracellular protein transport. The record is from RefSeq and is a predicted model, not a curated record. Gene Ontology annotation, molecular function: GTPase activity; GTP binding. Gene Ontology annotation, cellular component: cytoplasm. The coding region runs from base 118 to 705 and encodes 195 amino acids. Lineage: Eukaryota; Viridiplantae; Streptophyta; Magnoliopsida; Ericales; Balsaminaceae.
UUACUCUCUCUCUCUGGAUCUGAAUUUCCAGAAAUAAUUCCGAGCUUGUAGAGAGAGAAUUUCCCGUCCAUCUUCAAACAUCUCUUGGUAUGUGCUUCCUAUUACGUUCAAUUUUCCAUGAGAUCUUUUUCCAUCCGAAAAAGCAAUUUCUUUACAAAAAUGGGGCUGUCUUUCACCAAGCUCUUCAGUCGGCUUUUUGCCAAGAAGGAGAUGAGAAUACUAAUGGUGGGUCUUGAUGCUGCUGGUAAGACCACCAUAUUGUACAAGCUCAAGCUGGGAGAAAUCGUCACAACCAUUCCUACAAUCGGAUUCAAUGUUGAGACAGUUGAAUACAAAAAUAUUAGCUUUACUGUCUGGGAUGUUGGUGGCCAGGACAAGAUCCGUCCUUUAUGGAGACAUUACUUCCAAAACACUCAAGGUCUUAUUUUCGUUGUGGAUAGCAAUGAUAGAGACCGUGUAAUUGAGGCAAGGGAUGAACUUCACAGGAUGCUGAAUGAGGAUGAACUGAGGGAUGCUGUGCUGCUUGUAUUUGCCAAUAAGCAAGAUCUGCCUAAUGCCAUGAAUGCUGCUGAGAUUACUGACAAACUUGGUCUGCACUCUCUUCGUCAACGUCAUUGGUAUAUCCAGAGCGCGUGUGCUACAUCGGGAGAGGGGCUGUAUGAAGGCUUGGACUGGCUUUCCAAUAACAUUGCCUCCAAGGCAUAACUGCCUUAGCCUGAUGCUGUCCACUGUCCACAUCUCCGUUCCUGCAAUGUUGUUAUUGAUUGAUUUAUUAAUUACCUAUAUUCUUCUUUAUUUUUUUGCUAAAAAUUAGCUAUGUUUUGAAUGUCUACUUAUAUGGUAGUAACAUGGGCUUGUCCUCUUUGUAUGCUUUAAAUAAUUAAAAAUGUUACAUAAAUAAAAACCUCUUUACAUUA